AUGGAACUCACGUUCCAAGGUUACUUGGGCGCAAACUUUUUACUGCUCGCCUUUUGUCUGAGCAUUGCGCUUAUGCCGGAGUACAGUUCUUCUCUAUACAGUGCAAUUUGGGUUUGGCUACUUUCAAUUUCAAUGACUUGCUUUUUGACCAUGCUUUUGUUCUGUGCUUUGUAUGCUGGAGGCGUCGGGGGCCAGUUUGCGGCCUUGGGUGUAAUUGUGGCGUUAUUUUCGUGGGUCAUCGUCAUUCGCGUUCCGCUACUGUAUCGUGUGCCACCAUUCCGUGAGGCUAUUGAUUCCUCUUAUCUGGGAAAGAUUGCUCUUGUCUUUAUUCCGUACAACACAUGUUGUAUGUUACUGAGAUUGAGGAUCAUGAUGCCCACAUUUGACUCUAUGAAGGACGGUGUUCAAUAUCUUUUUGAAUAUCUUUCGUGGUCAAUUUUAUUUGCUUUGGGCGGGCUGGCUCUCUUCGCCUUGCAAAUUGUCACACCUCCUUGGAAUUCGCAAAGGGCGAUCGCCAGGAAACAGCUCACGAAGAAUAUCCAGCAAAUUGUUGAGGCCUUGGAGGCACUCGACACAAUGCUGGAUACAUUCGCCAAAACCAUAAAAACAGCAAACGUGGAGAGUUUCGGGGCUUUGAAGACUGAAAUGGAAGACGCUGCAGCAGUGUUGACGAAAGCAGUUGCUCCCCUGCUGCAGAUUCUUGGGUCACAAUCUGCCUUGAGGGCGCGGAUUGUGGAAAGCGGGAGAGAGCCGUACUGGUUAUGCCCGGAGCCCCGCAUCAACACCAUGCCAGAAAUGGCAAGACUGCAGAUGGCGUUACUUCAAGCCAACAUGCAUCUUGUGGGGGCAGCUAAGCAGGUGUCUCUAAUAGUGAAAGCCAUGGACUUGUUUGCUGCUAGGCGGGCGAGGGCUCUACUGACCAACAUUGCAGAAGUCCGGCAAUCUUUUAGAAUCGCUAUUCUUGUUUGCCGGGAGGGAGGAGCAGUGCUUUCACUGAGUCGGUCCAUGAGGCCUUGCACGGCUUACAACGAGAAGGUCACCCUGGCCAGCCAGCGUCUCAACCGGUUGCGAGAGCUUAUGGAAGGGGUAAGGGUGCGCAGCUCUUUGGGCCACGGACCACUGACUCGUAAGCCAUCAAAAGGUACAGAACUUGUGCAAAAUGCACACGGGCUUCUUCACAGCACAGGCGUGUUUCAGUCGGAUGAUCAGGAGACUUGGAACAGUGGUGAACGGACUACUGAGACAGCUGACAAAGAGACGUCGCAAGCAGGCAUAGAGGGUAUUUUUGGCGCUGAGGCUCAUUCUCGAAUCCCUCGCCAGCAGAAUGGAGGAAGGCGUGUGAGCUUCAAACAGUCAUACCAACCUGGAAGCUUUUCUCAGGCUGACCAUUAUCAACCUUCAACAGCAGAAACCAUGCACCCAUCUGCAUGGGGGAAAGCCAUCAUGAAGUCUCCGCUGAAAGUGCUGCAGCCGAAGAAGACAAAUCGACAUAGAGAAGCACCGUUAGUGGACAACCAUGAUGUUUUUCCCAACGGAGAUUCGAAGGUUGAUUUGAGCGCCCAAGCGAUCAUGCACCUCCCCAGCUUGGAAGUGCAGUCAUCAGUAUCGCCGUCAAUGGGGUGUAAUGAGCCAACAACACAAGAUUCUGUGUUCGAAAAUGCUUCGUUCUUUGAAACAGAGGCACAGGACAUAGUAGAUGCAUCUCGACAGCAUGUAGAGGUGAUUGAAGGUGCCGGGUCACUGCCACUUGCAGCGAUUCGCGUCCGUAGCUCGUCUACAUUACUUUCAGGGGACGAACAGGGAAACUCUGGAGAGCGUAUAAGGCAACGAGAUUGUGAUGAGGGGAGCUUGCGUGGAGGUGUAGUAGAGCCACUCGCUCAUUUCGUUGACACGGCAGGAGAUAAAUUGGUUACGUCAGAUGGCGGAGCGCUUGUGCAACCUGCUGGAAUUCUACAAGAUGCGCUCACCGAUUUGCCAGCGUCAGGCAACUUCUCUGUUGGAGAGGCAACCGCAGCAGAGCAGCCUGUAGGAGCUUCUAGUGGGGAAGCUCCUGGAAAGGAGCCUUCUGCAGACGGCAUCACUGCUAGUUCUUCCAUGGAGCUAGGCAUUCUCUUGGAGUUAUUAAACCAGGGCAGCUCGUUAUCGGGUAGCGAAGAUGCGAAUGGGACGAUGCUGCACCGCUCGCCCUAUUCCCUGCGCCGGCUUUUCAGAAUAGGGUGUCAUGAGAAGCCCUUAAGGAAAAGAGUAGCAAGGGAUGCCCUGACGGACGUCAUUCAUUUGCCCAAGGCUAGUGAAACACCUCUUAGAUAUCCAUCUCUGAGACCCGCCUCGAGCUCCACAGAGAAGAACUGGUACACUCUGGAAACAUACGAAGAGCCAUUGAAAGAAACACAGAACGCACGAGCUGUGAAGCAACAAGUAAAGCUCACCAUGCUUGUGGUUUCACUAAUCCAGAUUGGCAGCAAGGAUUCUCUAGAUUUCUGCUCGGCGAUUGAAGCCUUUAUUUACUCAAACAUGACCCCUUCCUGGAAUCGAUUCUGGUUGAACAUUCGCAUGGUGUUUCUUUCCGGAACCGUCAUGGGGAUGCAACUUUCUAGGGGACUGUGGGAUUUACUCUACUUCUGGAAAUGGCGCUUCACUGGGGAAAAUGCGUGGUACAGCGACGUGGACACUGUCCACUGCAUCAAGUACAUCAUUGGCAUGACGGCCCUUUACGCUGUCGGAGUGUUUGCGGAUGAAGAAAUCACGAUGUGGCUUGUGGGCUCGGUGGAUUUAAACAGCGCCGUGAUGCCCGUUUCGUCUUGGAUGAUUCUUGGCUUUGUCAGCACGAUGAAGUGGACAUUUGAAGGGACAGUGCACACAGCGACGAGCCGUGUUUUGGGGACUUGCUUGGGCUGCGCAUGCAUCUACGGGGCGAUGAUGACUACAAACAGUUAUGAAGUGAUGCUGGCGUGGAACUUUGCUCUUUGUUUCGCCACGUUCUUCAUCUUCGCCAAUCCAGCUGACGUGUACAGUUCUUUUCACCCCGAGUUUGGUCUGAUUGGUCAGGUCUUCUUGUGGACGUGCAUGUUCAUUUUCCAGACAGUUUGGCUGAGGAUGGAUGACAGCUCUGACUCUCCCUCUGCGUUGAAGCUCAACGUAACGAACAGUCGGUUAUGGGGGAACAUUGUUGGUAUUGUUACCGCAGUUGCAGUGUCACAUUUCCCUCCUUAUUUUUCUUCAGAGACCGAGGUCCGGUUUAUAUGCCAGUCGCUGAUGGGGGAUUGCAGCCGCUGCGUCUCCCUCAUAGGAGCAGCUUUUGUGCGCAGCGUUUGUUCUUCAUCAUCGGUGAGCUUCGAGGGAAGAAGUGGGGGUUCCGCUGCUCAGAAGAAGCUGGCCCAACACUUCGAGAAUGCCGCUGUUUGCCCCCCCGAAGUUGGUACCUCAUUUACUCAAGAAUGUGGUCUGCAAGGCCGCGUAGAUAUCCAAAACAAUUAUGAGCCUCCUUUUCAGCAAAGUGUUAGGGGAAAUCAUCUCCCGAAUUCGCGAACGUGCACUCGCAGAACAGUAAUGGAAUGCCCUAGGGUGGAAAGCCCUUGCAUUGGAGAUGCCAACAUUCAGCAGUAUCAUCGAGGUAGAGAGGCGAAGUGGAGGAGAGGCUUUUGCGGAAUCGGAUUUCUAGCAUUGCCAGAGACCUUCAUGAGCACCCCAGUUGCUACUGGUUCUGCACAUCGUUACAAGCAGCUCAAGUCUAGACGUAACGCAUCUAGGGAGAGACGGAAAGGACACCUCAGCAAAAAGUUGCAGAAACCCUACGGGGCUCUGAAAGUUAGCCCGUUCGCUCGGCACUUUCGUCGCCGACACAGGGGAUCCAGACAAGUGGCAUCGUCCUAUGAGUGCCUGGAGAUGGCUUCUGCUGUGCUGCACCACUCGUUCGAACCCAAGCUAUUUCUAUGCCGCCGUUUGUUUAUGGAGGGCACUAAGUGCCCCCAUUCGCCCCUUUGGUGGGUCGACGCGUCGAUGGGUAAGGUGCUGGACUUAAUGGAUUACGUGAGGAUGAGCAUCGCCGACAGCUGCCAAGAUUUCAAGGACUGCCUGCAAGCUGCAACCGUAGAUCCAAGCCCACACUUAGGUGUCAAGGCAACUCUUAAUCAAUGCAGCUUGCUGAUGCAAACGUCAAAUGGCCGGUCCCUGAGACAACACUUUGUUAGGCUGAUUGCGCUUCAAAAGGGUGCAUACAUGGACAUUGGCAGGGAACUUGUCUCCGGACGGAUUGGCUGUUGGGGUAGAAUGCCCGCGUACAGCGCGUGUGACUGUGGCAGACGCCAGGUAUCGGAGAUUUACCUCAUCGCCGCUAGAGAUUACCAACGUAGAAGGGCUUUGAUAGAGUCGACGCUCAGCGCGAUCUUGUCAGACGUUGUACAGUGCUCGCAGGAGCUGCGGCGGCAGACAGGAUACACGGCACAAGAACGGCGGAUGGCCUUGUCAGUGUUGCUGCUGCUUCUGCAGAAGAUUGAAAUGAGGCACGCUGUCACGGAUGACAUUCACAUUUUUAUUGCAGAGUGUAUAAUGAAGCGGGCGUUCCCGGAAGGGCAUUUGAACGAAUUGAUCCAAACGAAGAGUUCACUAAUCAAGAGGCAAAGCACCAAAAGGCAUCGGCACGUUUCCUUCAUGAGGAAGCAGCAGAUGCUGAAACAGUCAAAAAGGAGAGGGUCCUGCCCAAAGACCAGUGGGGCUUCUUCGCGUACUCCAUCCAUCCACUGCUCAGUGCCGCGCGAUCAGUUGUAA
This is a messenger RNA of Eimeria necatrix, 4767 nucleotides long. RefSeq lists its product as hypothetical. The record is from RefSeq and is a predicted model, not a curated record. Bases 1 to 4767 code for a protein of 1588 amino acids. The transcript has 8 exons. Lineage: Eukaryota; Apicomplexa; Conoidasida; Eucoccidiorida; Eimeriidae.